Messenger RNA from Exophiala aquamarina CBS 119918, 1029 nucleotides. RefSeq lists its product as uncharacterized. The transcript has a single exon. The record is from RefSeq and is a predicted model, not a curated record. Bases 1 to 1029 code for a protein of 342 amino acids. Gene Ontology annotation, biological process: L-methylmalonyl-CoA metabolic process. NCBI's taxonomy places the organism in Eukaryota, Fungi, Ascomycota, Eurotiomycetes, Chaetothyriales, Herpotrichiellaceae. Gene Ontology annotation, molecular function: methylmalonyl-CoA epimerase activity. Gene Ontology annotation, cellular component: mitochondrion.
AUGUCCAUCCCUGAUGUCAAGAAUGAUGCCUCGAAGGUGCAACUCGUUCGAAUCGGACAUGUGUAUUUUGAACAUUCUAAUCUCUCCGCUUUUGCAAAUUUCGCAGAAGAUUUUGGGUUUAUCAUAGAAAAGAGGACUAGUGAUACAAUCUACUUUCGAGGAUAUGGACGGGAUCCUGUGAUCUACAUUGCAAGUCAGAGCAAAGACGAUCAACCCAGGUUUAAGGGUCCCGCAUUUGUCGCCCGAGACCAGCACGAAUUCGAUAAAGCAUGCAAACUUCCUGGCGCGAUGCAAAGUGACUUGACAGAAGUGCCUGGCGGUGGUAGGCUUUGUACGAUUGCCCGUCCCAACGAGACGUUUAUGCAUAUUAUCUACGGACAAGAGGAGCGCCCUUUUGACCCUUCAGAACCCCCUCCCUCGGCAACCCAUGAAGUCCAAGGUCCUUACAAUGGGCCAUUUGAAAAAAGGCGUUGCGGCGAAUACCAGAGAUAUCAUGAGGGUCCAGCUCUAAUUCACAAAGUCGGACACUUCGGCUACAUCUGCAAAGAAUUCGACGAGGAGCUAGAUUUCUACACCUCUAACUUCAACUUUGUACACUCGGACAUCUUAUUUCAUCCCGAAAUCGCCAAUCUCGAUGUCAUGACAUUCAUGCACCUUGACCUUGGGAAAGAGUUCUCGGAUCAUCACAUUAUGUUUCUGUCGAGAGCGCCGCCGGAGGUUCCAAAAACUUAUGUUCAUCACAGUUCGUAUGAAAUCGCAGAUUUUGAUACUCAGCUUAUCGGCCACGACUGGCUGACCAAGAGAAAGUGGAAAGCUGUCUGGGGCGUAGGCCGACACAUACUAGGUAGUCAAAUAUUCGACUACUGGGAAGACCCUAGCGGUUUUAAGAUUGAGCACUAUGCCGAUGGAGAUGUUGUGAAUGAAGACAAACGGACUGGGAGAGAGGUUGUUGGUCCAACCUCAGUAUGGGGCCCCGAAGUUCCUGUUGGCUUUGGAAACGAUAGUACCAUCAAUAAUCCUGCGUAUUGA